Messenger RNA from Paramecium pentaurelia, 1413 nucleotides. The record is from the annotation of a GenBank genome assembly. NCBI's taxonomy places the organism in Eukaryota, Ciliophora, Oligohymenophorea, Peniculida, Parameciidae.
AUGAUUAAUAAGGCUGUCUCUUUACCCAGAACAACAUUUCAAAUGUUUAAAAUGAUAUCAAAAAAUUAAACUAGAUAUUUAUAUGGGAAAUUAGAACACUUUUUUGCUAAUUAUGAAAUGAGUGAAUUUGAAUCUCCAAAAAUUGCCAAUAAUAAAUUUCAAUAUUUAAUUGAGGACAUAUUUUAUUCAAAUAAUCUUCAAUUUAAUACAUCUUUGGCUUCUUAUUUGAAUGUAAAUGAUAUAGAAAUUAGUCAAUUAAUAAUUCUUUUAGAGAAAAUAUACUUAAAUAAUUUAUUUUUAUCAAGAAGCAAUAAAUAAUGUUUAACAUAGAUAGUAUAAAAUUAGUUAAAUUCAUUUAAUGAAGACACUAUCUCAAUAAUUAAUUAAGCAUGUUAAUUAGGAUUUAUUAAUGAAUAACUAAUGGAAACCUUUAUUAAUUAAUUUACUAAUUAAGAAUCUAAAUAAUAUAAUUUUACAAUUUAAGUCUAAUUGCUUUAUAUAUUUGGUUAAGCACUUUUAAAAUAUAAUAAUCUUACAAAAAAUGAAAUAUUCAUAAGAUAAUGGUAGGAAUUAAUAAAAAAUGCUAUUGCAAAUUAUAAACCAGAAUAUAAAAUAUCUGGUUGUAUGUUUUCCUAAAUUUCAUUUUUAAUCAAAGGAUUAUUUUAUAUUAAAUUAGAAUAAGAAGCAACUUAUUUAGGUUAAAUUAUUGAAUUAUAUAAAUGUUAUUAUAGAUUAUUAAUUUCUAACUUUGCUGAAAGUUUAGAUUUUAAUAAUAUGUCACCCAAAGAAUCCACUAUUUUACUUACUGCAUUACUAAAAUUAAAAGAUUAAUUUUUAAAAUAAGAGAUAAGUCUAAUAACAUAAUCCUUAUUAAAUCGAAUUUAAAAAACUGGAGUUUCUGCAUUUAGUGAUCUAGCCUUAUAAUCAUUCGUAUUUAAUUUAACAUAACUUGGAGAUUAUUAAUAAUUGAUGGCAGAAGACAUUUUAUAAUUAUUAUAAUAAAGAGUUUAAUAAUAAUAGUUUUCUCCAAGAAUCAUGAUAGUAAUCUUAUUUGAAAUGCAUUUAAAAUGGAGCUAUACUGUUUCAAAAGAACACUUACUCAAAUUGAUAUCUAGUUUAAAUAUAAAAGAAAUCCCAGAUUUUGAACUUGGCAGUUACUUUUAAUUAUUAACAUUAUUACCUUUAGAUUAGAUAUAACAUAUAAUUAGUAAUAUUGAAUCUGUAUUUUAUUUAUUUUUAUUAUAGGAAAUGAUAAUUAGAGAGUAAUUUUAAAAAGUAAAUUAAUAAUUUAUCAAAAAUGAACCUUAAUCAACUGAUAGAAUGAGAAGAUCUCUCUAAAAAUUAAUAAAUUUAUUAUCAAAUCAUGGAAAAAAUACAGAAUCAUUAGAGAGAACAUUAAAGAAAAUUUUUUGA